AUGUCGUCCGCCUCACCAGUGUCGAGCCGGAGCACAUAUGAUGAGGAGACGGAGUAUCUGAUGAACCCUGCGGCUAACGCCUCGCAAGCCUGCGAAACACGACGUCAGACGACAACGGAGUUGAUGAUGCAGCAACAAGCACAGACGCUCUACACCGCGAACGGCGCCGUGACGGAAGGGAUGACGAUGGGGCACGCCGUUCGCGUCCCUCAGGCGCUGCAGGCGGCUACACGGCGCACGAUGCUUGACGUGCUCACGCAGCUGCGGCGCCAGAAAGAGAACGCCGUGGUGAGCUGCGCUGGAGCAUCUCUUGCCGUGAGGCCCUCACACAACACACGGACAGAACUUGACAGCCGUGGCUCUAUGACUGCCACGGAUGCGGCGGCCCCUCCCCUUCUUCCUGGUACAACUCAGGUGGAAGUAAACGACGCGAGCAUACUUCAGCCAGAUCUUAGUCGAAGCCUGCGGCAUCUUAUGCCUUCUCACCGCGCUUUGCCAGGAGGAUUGAAAGGGCAACACGAGCAAAGUAUGAAUGAAGACAGCAUCUCUGACUUUGACGAUGACAGCGAUGUUGGUGGGGGCCCAGAGCAACUGCCGCAACGGAGCUCCUUGGAAAGACUUGCUGCAUCCGGUCGUUCGCCGCAACGACCCUCCUGGGCUUCUGCGGUCUCUGAGGAGAGUACGAGACGGCAUACAGAGCAUCAGCGGAACUGGGUGAAACUCUUUGCUUCUGAUGAUCCACAGCAAGGGGAAGUGGACGGGGAUGCAGAGCUAAACACUGCGAUGCCGGCGGCGAAGGCCACAUCUGCUCCUCGCACUUCCACGAAAUCCCAUCGCCGGAGUGCAGGUUCAUUUCAGUCUCUUUGGACAGAAGCUGAGGACGAGUCGCGACAAACAACGGGCAGCCGCACAUCGCUUGCAACUCUACUCAACGAGGCAGAGGCCCGAGAUGAAGAGGCUUGUGCCCAGCCUGUAACUAACGCCGGUUGUGCCUCAACUGCCUAUGAGAGGUUGCGCCGGUUCACAGAUGUUUUGGAUGCAGAGGAGGCCGAAGACACUCGUGUGGCUUCCCGCCAUUCUCUUGGGAAGCCCGCGUUUCUUACGAUGCUUCCCAGAAAUGGCGGUGGUGCGUCGGUGUCAGCUGCCUUUGCAGUGUUGCAAGGCGCCGCAAAGAGGGUUGGUGGACGUGGGGGAACAAACGCGGUACUGAAGCAACUGUCAGAGAAUCCGACAUCGGCACGCGUUGUUGCAUACCUGACGCGCUCCUUUGAGGAUUGGAAGCUAGAUGCCGCCCUCAUUCGCCGCGUAGACGAAGACGACGAGCCGCACAAGUUAUCCUCCUCUGGUCCUAUUUCGCUUGCGUCAAGCGGUGUGCAGCUCAAAUUACUUGUGAAGGUGGUGGAGAGUGCCUUUUCUCUCUACUGUUUACGAUGCGAGGUGGUCUGGGCAGAUGCGCAAACGUCAAAGGAGCUUUCAUGCGCCGCACAUGUGGCGGAGGUUAUCCAGUCCGUACGGGAGGCGCGGGGCGGAGUGCAGGAAGCAGAAGUUGAAGAGGGGGCAGGGCACCGUGUUCCAAUCGCACCGGCGACAUGGACGGUCGUUCUGACGACGGCCGCAUUUCGCUCCAUCCCAGUCGUCGUGGGGAGGCAUCUUUAUUUGGCAAGGCCGUUUUUUUCCUACCCUGCCAUCCGCGCCAUCGUUGCCUCGCUCAACGUUACGUCGGACGCGGCCGUGCAAAGGGUGCAGCCGACAACCCACCGCCAGCGUCGUCCACGCGACGCGGACGCGUCGGAGGCGCAAACCGGCGCUUGCGCCCCAAGUGGCGAUCCCUGCGGCGAGGAAAUAUCGGUUGGUGCCACAACGCCGGAGCGAGCCAGUAGGCCGUCUGCAUCGUUGGCGGCUGUCUCGCCGUUCCGGGCGUAUGACCCGUUCGUCAACCCACCGAUAAAUUUGUUUCGCAAAACCUCGGCUGCUUUGGGCUCCUCAGCGACGAUGUCGCAGGGGGCCCUGCAGCGGUCGUGUUCCACCCCGCGAAAGACCACAGUGAACUUGGGCGGUGACGCCCGCGGCCAACUCGUGGCGUCUCGGUCGCAGGUGGUGGUUUCUGACCCCAUCGGGACGCACUUCCCCCGCGGCCCCGGUGAGGAGUGGGACGUGCCACUGGAGGUGCUCCUGGCGCUGUGCCCACCGCGGAAGCGGAAAAGCUCCAGCGCGGCAGGGACGGGCGGCGGGGCGGAGAAGAAUACGUCUGUGACACCGGGAGGGAUCCGCAACGGAGCUUUGUCCCCCGCUCUCUCCUCCCCCUCUUCGAUUGAGGUUGAAGAGCUUUCGCCUUCACUGAAGCCCAAACGAGAGGGGGGGAGCCGCUGCGACAGAAUCCUUUUCAGUGAUUAG
This is a messenger RNA of Trypanosoma conorhini, 2394 nucleotides long. RefSeq lists its product as uncharacterized. The transcript has a single exon. Bases 1 to 2394 code for a protein of 797 amino acids. NCBI's taxonomy places the organism in Eukaryota, Euglenozoa, Kinetoplastea, Trypanosomatida, Trypanosomatidae. The record is from RefSeq and is a predicted model, not a curated record.